AUGCCGCCCCUAGGCCAGCACGAGCAGCCGUUCCGCAGCGCGCCGCCGCAUGUAAUGCCGGCAGCUGCCACAGCCGAGGCCCCGACAGUGACGCCACACGUGGCGGCGCCUAUGGCCUUUGCUGAGAGGGGCCAGGGCGCGGCAGGGGAGGUUCCGGGCUGCGCCUUGCGCAGCAGCAGUGAGGAGUUCGCAGACGGGCCAGCCCAGAAGCGGCCAGAGGGCAGGGCGCCGCAAACUCGGCGGCAGCCGGAUGCCGGUACGCUAGAGGCCGGCGCUGACGCCGACGGUGACGCCGACGCCUGCGUCGCGCCCGUGGGCACAUUUUGGGCUUCG
Messenger RNA from Monoraphidium neglectum, 333 nucleotides. RefSeq lists its product as hypothetical. NCBI's taxonomy places the organism in Eukaryota, Viridiplantae, Chlorophyta, Chlorophyceae, Sphaeropleales, Selenastraceae. The transcript has a single exon. The annotation marks the transcript as partial. The record is from RefSeq and is a predicted model, not a curated record.